Messenger RNA from Ilex paraguariensis (yerba mate), 1289 nucleotides. The record is from the annotation of a GenBank genome assembly. NCBI's taxonomy places the organism in Eukaryota, Viridiplantae, Streptophyta, Magnoliopsida, Aquifoliales, Aquifoliaceae.
ACCCUCUCUCUCUCUCUCUCUCUCUCUCUCUGCCUAUCAUUUAUAAAUACCCUUUGUUGACAUAGGAGAAGAUUGCUGUAAAUCAUCCAAAUCCUUUUGGUUCUCCAUCCAGAGAGCCAUGGCUGGUUUGGAGAAUGAACCCAUGGUUCUGUGUCUUCUUCUUCUAAUAACCAUUAGUUUUGGCUUGUCCUUCAUUUGUACAGUUGCAGAGCUUCAAAGAUUUGAGCAUCCCACAAAAAGUCAUGGAACUCUCAGUUUUUUGGUCAUUGGUGAUUGGGGAAGAAAAGGAGAAUUUAACCAAUCAGAAGUUGCUCUUCAGAUGGGAAGAAUUGGAAAGAGAUUAGACAUAGAUUUCACUGUUUCAACUGGUGACAAUUUCUAUGACAAUGGACUGGAGGGAGAGAAUGACCCUGCAUUUGAGGAGUCAUUCACCAAAAUCUACACAGCAAAGAGCCUGCAAAAGCGGUGGUACUCUGUUCUUGGCAACCAUGAUUACAGAGGUGAUGCAGAGGCACAAUUGAGCCCUCUUCUUAGGAAAGUUGAUAGUAGAUGGAUUUGCUUGCGAUCUUUCCUGGUCAAUGCAGAAAUUGCGGAGUUGUUUUUUGUAGAUACCACUCCUUUCGUAGAAGAGUACUUCACUGAAAAGGAACAUACUUAUGAUUGGCGAGGCGUCACGCCUCAAAAAACUUACACUGCAGAAGUGUUAAAGGAAAUUGAAUCAGCAUUGAGGCAAUCAACGGCGAAAUGGAAAAUUGUUGUGGGUCACCAUGCAAUCAGAAGUGUUGGGCACCAUGGUGACACUCAGGAACUAAUACAGAGGCUUCUUCCAAUUCUUAAGGCCUACAAUGUCGAUUUUUACAUGAAUGGGCAUGAUCAUUGCCUUGAACACAUUAGUGAUAAUGAAAGCCCCAUCCAAUUCCUAACCAGUGGCGCGGGCUCAAAGGCAUGGAGGGGAGAUGUUAAAGAAUUAAACAGAGAAGACGUAAAGUUCUUCUAUGAUGGGCAAGGUUUCAUGUCUGUGCAGUUGACACAGACUGAAUCAGUGAUUGUGUUCUAUGAUGUUUUUGGUACAGUUUUGCACAGAUUGACUACAUUCAAGCAGCUUCACUCGGCUAUAUAGAGACUUAAACCUCAUUUAGGAUAUUGAAAGCUCCCCCCCCCCCACCCUCACCCCACCCCAACACCCAUACCAACCAAAAAAAACCAAAGAGGAGAGGAAGAUUUUGAUUCAUGCGGGUCAUUGGACUUCAAUGUGGGAAGUCCAAUCUCUUUUUUUUUUUUUCUCAUUG